Messenger RNA from Ziziphus jujuba (common jujube), 1002 nucleotides. RefSeq names its product NAC domain-containing protein 2-like. Gene Ontology annotation, biological process: regulation of DNA-templated transcription. The record is from RefSeq and is a predicted model, not a curated record. Gene Ontology annotation, molecular function: DNA binding. Lineage: Eukaryota; Viridiplantae; Streptophyta; Magnoliopsida; Rosales; Rhamnaceae. Bases 1 to 1002 code for a protein of 333 amino acids. The transcript has a single exon.
AUGGAGUUUCCGGCUAAAGUUCGCGUACCGCAGCGGUUGAAGGGUUGGAGGUUUCGUCCCACCGACGAAGAACUAGUGGGGUACUAUCUCCUCAACAAAAUCACUGGUUCUACUCCACUCCCUAACCCUAGUAUUGUCCAUGACUUUGACGUGUUCGGCAAGCAAGAGCCUUGGGAAAUCUGGAACAUGUUUCGACCACAUGAUGAUCAUGAUCAUGAUACUGAUCCUGAUGAUCUCUACUUUUUCACGAAGCCGAAGAAAACCACACCAAAAGGGAAACGUUUCAACCGCAAAGUUGGCUCCGGGACAUGGAAAGGACAAAAUUCCGGCACCGAGAUAUGCGGUUAUAGCGAAAGUGGUGAAGCCAACAAUGUUGUUAUGGGAUUGAAGAAACGAUUUCACUACGAGAACAAGCAGUUGAAGGAUCAGGAUGGGAGUUGGAUAAUGUUCGAGUACUGCCUUGCCGGUUCACUAGAACAUUGCAUCACCGGUCCUGAUAAUGAUUUUGUACUCUGCCAAAUCCGAAAGAAAAGCUCAUCCGACAACGAUAACAAGAAGAACAAGAACAAGAGGAAGAACGUGAUCAUGAGCCUUAAUGAUGAUGAUUAUGUACUGCCACCAUUAAAGAACCAGAAAACCAAUCAUGGUGGUAAUCAUGAUAGUGGCAUGUUUGCAAUACCACCAUCGCAAGCCUUGCCAAUAUGCCAAAGAGAACCUCCUUUUCCAAAAUUGCCGCAAGACUUGCCAUUAGCAGUGGAGGGUGAUCAUGGGCAUAACACUGAUGUGCAGGUUUAUCCUUUGCCAUUGCCACUGACAUGCCCACAACUACAACAACAACAACAACAACAACAACCUCCAUUGCCACAAUCUUCUUUGCCUUUGCCAGAACUAGGUGAUGAAUUUGUCAUGCUAUUGCCACAACAACCUUUGCCUUUGCCACAGGAUGAUGAUUUUGAUGACUUUAUCCUUGAUUUUGGAGUACUGGAUGAUUUUAAUUUGUAG